Alligator sinensis (Chinese alligator) is the source of this 4000-nucleotide messenger RNA. RefSeq names its product oxysterol-binding protein-related protein 6. NCBI's taxonomy places the organism in Eukaryota, Metazoa, Chordata, Crocodylia, Alligatoridae. The record is from RefSeq and is a predicted model, not a curated record. Gene Ontology annotation, molecular function: cholesterol binding. Gene Ontology annotation, cellular component: intracellular membrane-bounded organelle; perinuclear endoplasmic reticulum; cytosol. The transcript is spliced from 15 exons. The coding region runs from base 151 to 1800 and encodes 549 amino acids.
CCGUAAGAAAAAAGAACAAAAUAUGGGAGAAGAAAUGAGAAGAGUUGGAUGUUAGGUUGAAAAAAAAUUUCUUCAUCUCUUUUUUCUCAAUACUGUAUUUCGAUUCUAAAAAGGAAGCAGAGCUUAUCUGUACAAAGGAAUUUACAUUAAAUGCAUUCUCUUUUGAAGUCUGCCUUUAACAGCAUAGCUAUAGAGAAGGAGAAGCUUAAGCAGAUUGUUUCAGAACAGGAUGUUACCGGCCACAAUGCACAAAUAGCACAUCUCCGACAGUCGCUUUCUCAGGCUCUCAACCAGAAUGCUGAACUAAGGAGUCGCUUGAACAGAAUACAUUCAGAGUCUGUUAUUUGUGAUCAGGUUGUCAGUGUAAAUAUUAUCCCUAGUCCUGAUGAGACCGGUGAACAAAUCCAUGUUAGUCUCCCAUUGAACCAACAAGUUUCUAAUGAGAGCAGGCUCUCUAUGUCUGAAUCUGUCUCUGAAUUCUUUGAUGCACAAGAAGUACUUAUAUCAGCAAGCUCUUCAGAAAAUGAGGCUUCUGAUGAUGAAUCUUACAUCAGUGAUGUGAGUGAUAACAUAUCUGAGGACAAUACCAGUGUCACUGACAACAUAUCCCGACAAAUUCUCAAUGGUGAGCUGACAGGAGGCGCCUUCAGGAAUGGACGACGGACUUGUCUUCCAGCUCCCAGUCCUGAUACCAGUAACAUCAAUCUGUGGAAUAUUUUAAGAAAUAAUAUUGGUAAAGAUCUCUCCAAAGUGUCCAUGCCAGUUGAGCUCAAUGAACCUCUCAAUACUUUGCAACAUCUUUGUGAAGAACUAGAAUACAGUGAACUCUUGGACAAGGCUGCUGAAACAGAUGACCCCUACGAACGCAUGGUUCUUAUAGCUGCCUUUGCAGCUUCCGGAUAUGCCUCCACUUACUUCAGAGCAGGAAGCAAGCCAUUUAAUCCAGUGCUUGGUGAGACUUAUGAAUGUAUUAGAGAAGAUAAAGGAUUUCGAUUUUUUUCAGAGCAGGUUAGCCACCAUCCACCCAUUUCUGCCUGUCACUGUGAAUCAAAGAAUUUUGUGUUUUGGCAAGAUAUCAGAUGGAAAAAUAAGUUCUGGGGGAAAUCGAUGGAAAUUCUUCCAGUUGGAGCACUGAAUGUGACUCUUCCAAAGUAUGGAGAUCACUAUGCAUGGAACAAAGUCACAACCUGCAUACAUAACAUCCUUAGUGGAAGGAGAUGGAUAGAACAUUAUGGAGAAAUAACUAUCAGAAACACAAAAAGCAGUAUUUGUAUUUGUAAACUCACAUUUGUCAAGUUAAAUUACUGGAAUUCAAAUGCAAAUGAAGUCCAAGGAGUUAUCAUGGACCAAGAAGGAAAGGUUGUGCAUCGCCUCUUUGGAAAGUGGCACGAAGGACUGUACUGUGGAGUUGCACCUUCAGCAAAGUGUAUAUGGAGGCCAGGCUCCAUGCCAACGAACUAUGAACGUUAUUAUGGUUUUACAAGGUUUGCUAUUGAGCUCAAUGAGUUAGAUCCUGCAUUAAAAGAUCUUCUUCCAGCAACAGAUGCACGAUUUAGGCCAGAUCAAAGAUUUUUGGAAGAAGGAAAUGUAGAAGCAGCAUCAGCUGAUAAGCAGAGAAUAGAGGAACUCCAGAGAAGUAGAAGGCGGUACAUGGAAGAAAACAACAUUGAAUACAAACCAAAAUUUUUUAAAAAAGUUAACGAUGCCAAUCAAAGAGAAGCCUGGGUUUCUAAUGACGCCUAUUGGGAACUACGAAAGGAUCCUGGCUUUAGUAAAAUAGAAACCCCAGUACUCUGGUAAACUGAGAAUGUAGAUCUGACAGGAGAUGAAAUUCUGUUUCUUGGAGGGGAUUAGGAUAUACCCACCACCUGCCAUGGGAAAUAGAAGACAUAGAUCUUCUGCUGGUGAGAGCUAUGAAGGCUCAUCAGUUUUUCAUGGCUUGGUACUAACUUCUCUAUGUGGGGUGUGUGAGUGAGGAAAGGACAAUGGAUUUAAAUCUUUUUGCGUCUGGGUGUCUGUUGCUUCUCUUUUCUCCUGAGUGGGAACUUUGGACCCAGUGACAACCUUCACUUGACCACCAUGAUGAACAUGAUAUGAGAGAGAUUCAUUUUUGUCCCUCAAGCAAGGAUACUUUUUGAGAUUGCUUGAAAACAGCCUUGAUUUUGAUCAUUUUUAGGAGCCAGCAACAAUACCAAGUCCUCCAGAAUCAGCAGAUAAAGCAGUGGAGAGGAAAUAUUUAAGAGAGGAAUGUUUAUAUACCUGAGAAUGCAGGGCUCUGCAGAAGUUAAAUCUGUCUUAAAAUGUUCAUAUUCCAAAAAUAAUCAUUGCAUCUGCGAAAGGGCAGUAUUAAGCUAUAUUAAUGGCUAUGUAGAAUAGAAGCAGAGAGAGACCUAUAACACCUACUCUGCUUCCAAUGAGCUGUUUAUGGUUUUUCCUCACCAUGACUGUGUUUCCAUGGCCAGUCUUGCUUCCCCUGGCUGCUUCAUUACUUUGUGGCUUGAAAAUCAUGAAACUUUUAAAAUGCCCACCUAGAAUAAGAUUGUAACUAAAUUAUUUAGACCAGUCUAGCUCCUUUAUUAAGAAGAGUCUGAAUUUUAAGAGAUUUUGUUACUUGGUACAUUUAGUGUGAAGUUACUCUAAAAAGUUAUAAAUUCUCUUCAUGCCAUUUAUUGUGUUCUGUUGAACUUGUGCAAUAUAUUCACUUUAGUGUGGAAAAGGCAAUGUGCAUAAUAUGUUAAACUAGAUAUUCUAUUUAAUGAUUCAAGUUUGACUGAAAAGCAGGUAGGUACAGUAUCCUAUUAAAGGUUUUAGUCAUUUUUGACUAAGAUACCUUAACUGGGCCAACCUCAAAAUAGGACGUAUGCCUCCUUAAUGAAAGUUGUACAAUUGAAUGUUUGAUAAUUAAAAUAAAUAGUUCAUUCAAAUAAAUAAUCAAGUGAAGGAAGUUUGAUUUUGGUUUUGUAUAAAUAUUAAGGAACUACCUACAAGAAUUAACAUUUCCUCUCUUUAAAUCAGAUAUGUGCUGCACAUUACCCUCAUUAUAUUUUCCUUAUGCAUUUCACUAAGUCCCAGACUGUUUUAUACAACCUACUUAAGAGGGAUUCUUUGAUAUGAAAUCUAGUGAGGUUCAAAAAAGAGAGUUAAAGGUAGUUUGUAGGUGAUUUGUUUGCCUAUUUGUCAGUUUUUGUGGUUUUAUAAUAUCAUCUCUGAUUUUUAAAAUGUUUGGUCUCCAUUUGCAGUCUGUGACAGACCCCUUCAAAAAAGGAGACACUAACAGUUUUUUUCAUUAAUGUUUUGUUGCAUUAGAAGAGAAAUUUAUUACAUUUGUGGUUCGACUGAUUUCAGCAUGCAAUUAAGUGAGCAGCAUUCCUUUACUUUCCUACACAGUUGGAGGAGUAGGAAAAAUCUGCCUAGAAUUAGUUACGUGGGUAUGAGUGGAUCUGGCUAAGUACAGACCUGCAGGAAGUUGAAUUGGGUUCAGUAUGGCCACCUGAUUUAAAUUUACCUCAUCCCAGUGCUGAUGUGACACCUACAGGCUCAGUCUCAUUGACUGGCAAUCAGUCUAAACCUAUAACUGAACAGAAGUUCCAUGAACGCAAGCCAGCCUAAAAAUUGCAGAAUCUGGUUUAAGAUAAAUCUGGAUCUAUGUAGCAGCAUAUGAAUUCAAUUCAGGUCAAACUAGUGCAUGGAACUUCUUCCUCUGUGCAACCCGAGGGCUGGGAAAACCUGGACACUGGCCCCAUCCCUGGGGCUGCUCUUUUCAUUCCCCCCUUCCCCCACACUGGUGUAAUUUUUGCCCCUCAGCCCCUUGCUCCCCCCACCCCAGCCAGCACUUUCAACCCCCAUCUCACAAGUCGCUCCAGAUGCAGCCACUUUUAUCAGUGUUCAUCACUGCUGGAGCUGAGCAAGUAAGUCCCAGUGGUGGGGAGAGGGGCAGGAGGGAUGGGGGUAUAGGUUCAUUGGGGUGCACCUGCCCCCCCACCUUCACAGCAUGGGCCAU